This is a messenger RNA of Maniola jurtina (meadow brown), 2240 nucleotides long. RefSeq names its product protoheme IX farnesyltransferase, mitochondrial (gene Cox10). Gene Ontology annotation, molecular function: protoheme IX farnesyltransferase activity. The transcript is spliced from 9 exons. Gene Ontology annotation, biological process: heme biosynthetic process. The coding region runs from base 291 to 1520 and encodes 409 amino acids. Gene Ontology annotation, cellular component: membrane; mitochondrion. Lineage: Eukaryota; Metazoa; Arthropoda; Insecta; Lepidoptera; Nymphalidae. The record is from RefSeq and is a predicted model, not a curated record.
GUAAAAUGAAAUGUAUGAAAAAUAAAGCAAAAUUGACUUCUUCCACUUCUUGUUUCUAUGGUUUCUGCACAUAAUCUUAUCAUUUGAUAUGACGUAACAAAUUAAUGAACGUCCUCCAGAUUUCAGGGGUUACCUAAAUAACCUAAAAGUAAUUUGAAUUUCCAAUUUUCCUCAUAAAAAUAUUAUUUGUUUGUUAUGUGUCGAGUGUACUAGUUAAAUAUAAUUUUGGGGAAUGACCAUGUUUCCUAUAAUGUUGGAUACAUAAAAUACUUUCUUUAGUGAACCCCAACAUGUCCUAUUUAAAGGUGCUUCAUUGCACUCUAUGCAUCAAACAAGGGGCCUUCAAUCUUUCUAACAAGUCAGUGCUGUUAAAAAUUGGAAAUAAAACACCAAUACAGCAUCCAGUAAAUAUUUCCACAUCAUGCCACCUGAAUAGCAACCUACCAUUGACAUCCCAAACAACGACGACCAAGGCCAAAAGUAAAAAAGUACCUGAAGACCCAAGAGUAUGGAAAGAGACUCCAACACAUGAUAUAAAAAAUAAUUUAGUUCAGUAUUGCAUGAUGUUGUCCAAGUUCAGAUUGACAUCGCUAGUAGUGAUGACGUCAAUGGCUGGGUACGCGCUGGCGCCUGCGCCGUUCGACCUGGCCACGUUCGCGCUAUGCUCGGUGGGCACCGGCCUCGUCAGCGCCGCGGCCAACGCCGUCAACCAGUACCACGAGAUGCCCUUCGACGCGCAGAUGUCGCGGACUAAGAAUAGGGUGCUAGUUAAAGCAUUGUUAGAGCCCACUCACGCGAUCGGAUUCGCAACUGCAACGAGUGUAACUGGACUAAGUAUACUAUACUUUGGUGUGAAUCCGCUGACCGCUGUGUUGGGUGCCGGCAACCUUAUCUUGUAUACGUCCAUAUACACGCCACUGAAGAGAUUAUCUAUUGUCAACACCUGGUUAGGAUCUAUUGUGGGCGCGAUCCCGCCUCUGAUGGGCUGGGCGGGCUGUGCAGGCAGCCUGUCCGCGGGCGCCCUCGUGCUCAGCGCGCUGCUAUACUCCUGGCAGUUCCCGCACUUCAACGCGCUGUCGUGGAACCUGCGCCCCGACUACUCGCGCGCGGGGUACCGCAUGAUGGCCGUCACCGACCCAGCCUUAUGCAGGCGGGUGGCGCUGAGGCACACGGGCAUUAUAACAGCGACGUGCCUCGCGUCUCCAUACCUCGAGGUUACCAACGUGUGGUUCGCAGUCGAAUCGUUACCACUUAAUAUUUAUUUUAUGUACUUAGCUUGGGAGUUCUAUAAGAAAUCGGACAGUGGCAGUUCAAGGAAGCUCUUCAGAUUCUCUCUAAUACACCUGCCCGCACUCAUGUUUCUGAUGCUAGUCAACAAGAAGUACUGGCCUUCGAGCGAUACUCAGGAACAGGACUUGGUGAAACUACAGGAUGUUAAACAUACGGAGGCUAAGAGAAUAACGGUUCUGCCGAGAGGGCCCGUGGUUGCAGCCCAAGACCCUAGUACGGUUCACAAAUGAUGGUGCAAACAAAUUACUGUGAUGUAGUGUGUUAUAACCAUCGUCAUCGUAGUCAUUAACUGAUUAGAACUCCACUGCUGGACAUAGGUCUCAUGCGCCACGUUCAUGCGACGCCUGAAUCCAGCGGCUCUCGUGAGACUCGUUUGAUGUCUCUAUUGGGGAUCUCCUAACUGGGAGAUUAGUCGUAUCAUCAACCUUAUUGAAAUCUUAUUUUUUUAUGAAUGUGCCUUUACUAAUUAUUGCCAGAGCACCAUGACAAGAUAGCGUGCACUUUUUCAUUUAAAAUAUAUGAGAUUGCCUUGUGCAUUACGACACGCCGCAACACAUCAGUUUGUUUGCACCUUAAUGUGAUCGCAUACCACAAGCCUUUCAAGAGUAUUUCAAUACAGAAAAAGUGCAUAAACGGGUCAACCGCAUCAGGCGCGCGGAUGUCGUCAGCACCGAUUCGUUGGUUAAUUUUCUUUACUGAAACUUGGGGCCUUCGGGCGAUCACAUUAGUUCUACAAAAUAGUAGAUAAUUGUAGUAUUCUUUUUUUCUGUAAAUAAUGUACAAUGCUUUGUGAUGUUAUUUAUAGAGUCUGUUUGUAAGAUAUAAAAUCACCUUUAUGGAAAUAUUGUUAAGAAUUUAAGUUAUAUUUUUCGAUGUUUGACUAGUUCCUCAUUGAUGCAUAGGAGUAAAUAAAAUAGACAGAAAUAAUAAAUCCUUAUAUUUAUUUUGUU